Chlamydomonas reinhardtii is the source of this 1598-nucleotide messenger RNA. RefSeq lists its product as uncharacterized. Gene Ontology annotation, cellular component: Golgi membrane. Lineage: Eukaryota; Viridiplantae; Chlorophyta; Chlorophyceae; Chlamydomonadales; Chlamydomonadaceae. The record is from RefSeq and is a predicted model, not a curated record. Gene Ontology annotation, biological process: protein secretion; vesicle-mediated transport. The transcript is spliced from 4 exons. Bases 159 to 734 code for a protein of 191 amino acids.
CCCGCAGGACCCCUCCAACCCUCUUUAGUUGAGCAGCUGAGACGCAACACGCGAGGAUCAUUUGCGCACUGCUUCGCCGACCUUCUUCUGUUAACCAUUGUGCUGCUCGACACAAGCCAGAACUAUACUGAAGCACCUUCUAUCGUUUACAUAGCGCGAUGGCCACCCCAAACCCGGACGGAGCUUUGCCGGGUGCAGGUCCGCCAGCUCCGUCGCACAACAUAGCAGUGUUCUUCCAUGGCUUUUUCAAGGUCGUCGCAAUUGUGUGGUACUGGAUUUGCACGAUUGUCAGCAACUCGUUUGUGGUCAACUUCGUCGUGUGCAUCGUCCUCUUAGCACUGGACUUCUGGGUGACCAAGAACAUCACGGGUCGGCUGCUAGUGGGGCUGCGUUGGUGGAACGAGGCGAACGACACGGGAUCCGCGUGGCGCUUUGAGACCCUCCCAGAGGGCGUGCGGCAAGUGCUUCCGCGCGAGAAGCGCUUCUUCUGGCUGGCCUGCAUGGGGGCCACGGCGCACUGGAUCCUGGCCUGUAUCAUUGCGGUGUUCGGACUGUCGUCCUACAUCAUCGUGGCCAUCAUGGGGCUGCUCUUCAGCGGCAGCAACCUGUGGGGCUACUUCAAGUGCUCCCGAGAGGCGCAGGCCGACCUCAAAGGCUACAUCAACUCCACCUCCAACACGCUCAUGCAGGGCGCCAUCAAGCAGCAGCUCAACUCGGCAGUCAGCCGGGUAUGAGCAGCCGCGGAGUGAGGGGGUGUCGCUUGAGGCCUGCUGGCGAGGGGCCGCCGGGGGCCAAGAGCGGGGUCACCGCGGUCAGAAGCGAGGCCAAUGGCCAGUUGGACAUGGCACGGGCUGCCAACGACGCCGGGGCCAGGGUCAGCUGCCGCGUGACUGUGGACGCCGGGAGCGCGGGGUGUGGGAGGCAAAGGCGCACGGCGGCGAGGCGGAGGCACGUAGGGUGGAGACGGAGACGAGAUACACACAUAGGUAGAGGACGAGCUGUGGCGGCCAUUACGUCGUUGCGUGGGUGAAUCGCUGCGCUCGGGGGCUCAGCCCGUGGGCUCAGCCCAAAAACAGACCUUGGAGUCAUGACAUUGACGCAGACAUGGUGGUGCAUGGAUGCUGCCAACGGCACACGCAUGCGAAGACGCCGUCGUUUUUGUGGCUUGUAGGUGAUGGCAUGCGCCCUGCAGCUCCAGCUGCAACACGCCAGCAUCAGGGUCUGUUAGCCAAACGCUAGCCGCUGCCACCUGGCGAGUUGGUGAACUUCGGAAUCAGUUAUGGGCGAUAUGAGUUGGGCACAGCUGGUGGGGAUACUGAUCGUGUGUAGCGCUGCACAGUGUCAGUUCAUAUAGGGCGAAGCAUCAAUACUUUCGUCUUGGCCCAGUACAGGUGAUAUCACGGAAGGCAGCAUCCCGCCAUCCGCACGUGCGUACAGUGCCCGCAAUAUGCUUAUACGGGUACGCUCCUUGGAUACGGUAUGGGGUACGGUGCCUAGGCGCAGCGAUGACAGUUGCAACCUGUCAGUAAGGUCACCGUGCUGCAACUUGCUUUCGUGCCUUCAUCUGAUACUGUAGAGGCAUAGACGCAAGACACGGU